This is a messenger RNA of Striga hermonthica, 567 nucleotides long. The record is from the annotation of a GenBank genome assembly. NCBI's taxonomy places the organism in Eukaryota, Viridiplantae, Streptophyta, Magnoliopsida, Lamiales, Orobanchaceae.
AUGAAUUUGGCCGAUAGCGCCCCAGUUACGAGCAAUUUGCUCGGCUCCGAAGCCGAUUCUCAAAGAACCUUGUAUCCAUAUGUUACGGGUACCUCAGUGGUUGGUAUCAAGUACAAAGAUGGCAUUCUCUUGGCUGCGGAUAUGGGAGGUUCAUAUGGGUCUACUCUUCGUUACAAAACUGUGGAGCGAUUGAAACCUGUAGGAAAGCACUCUAUUAUAGGUGCAAGUGGUGAGAUUAGCGAUUUUCAGGAGAUAAUGCGCUAUCUUGACGAGCUUAUCUUAUUUGAUAACAUGUGGGACGAUGGGAACUCUUUGGGCCCUAAGGAGGUCCAUAACUACCUGACCAGGGUGAUGUACAACCGUCGUAAUAAGUUCAACCCACUUUGGAACUCACUUGUGCUCGGUGGAAUAAAAAAUGGGCAGAAGUAUCUUGGGACGCUAUCAGUGCCUCGCUAUCUCGACCACCCUAGAGCAGCACCCCGGAACACACGCAGGCCCGCGAGCAAGGAGAGACACCCACGAAGCCAUCGCUGCUCCUCCAUAUUUCCUGGCGAGAGCACCUUCUAG